Molecule: messenger RNA, 4318 nt
Organism: Pomacea canaliculata
Lineage: Eukaryota; Metazoa; Mollusca; Gastropoda; Architaenioglossa; Ampullariidae
Product: metal tolerance protein 11-like
Exons: 13
Coding region: 798-2408 (536 amino acids)
Biological process (GO): transmembrane transport; monoatomic cation transport
Cellular component (GO): membrane
Molecular function (GO): monoatomic cation transmembrane transporter activity
Source: RefSeq, a predicted model, not a curated record
CUCAUAACAAACGCCCUAUUGUGGUCCCCCAUCACAGAUGGUGACAGCGGGCAUAAAAAGAACAGGGGAGACAAGCAGUACGACCUGUGUUUAGUCGAGAGAGUUGUCUAUCUUGUGAAUGGCUCCUAACGGGCAUAUGGGACGAACGACAACCUGGGCAUCCUGAAGUCCUUGAUAUCCACAAACAUGGUAUUCCGAAACCUUACCCAGCUGUCAUACUGAGACCAGACAGGGAAAGAAAGUGAACCUGGCUGCCUUUCGCGUCUGAACUAGCCGCUGUUAUUACUUUGUUUAUGAUAAAGCUUCUCAAGGGACGACAGUGUCAGCAGACGGAUAUGUGUUAUGAGUUUCUACCAGGGUCCUUGACUUCUGGAGUGGGUUAUCUACUUUAUUCUCUCUACCUCCCACGUGACUGGAUGAAUCAUCUACUUCCAACUCAAAGCCGUGGACUACGUGGAUAGAAGGGUGGUCGACGUGCUCUCAAGUGGUUUUGACCGUAGAGGUAUAAUUCGGACCUCUUCGUCUUGUCCACCAGUCCUGCCAGCAUGAUAUCAUGUUCUGGGGAAGGGGCGUUACUUGGAUGACGUCACUGGGAAAGAUAAAGGCAUCAGGAGACUCGACAAUAAAAGCUUCAGAUACAAGCAUCCGGACUGGCAGCAUCUGUUUUGCCUAAGAAGACAAUGGAUGUCCGGUAAUAGGUGCAGCCAGACGACGCGCAGUAGAUUCGGAACCAUAUAGCAGUGGACACUGGUCGUUGCCUUCCCUAACGGGCGAUAACGUUUACAGUGAACACCAGCAUGUCGGGAGACAAAGGGAGACGACACCGCUCAUGCUCAAGCGAGAGAGAGUCGGAAACGGAGCCUUUCGUGACCUACAGGGAAAGUGAAGAUGGUGGUCAGGAUGGUGAACCAGCGAGGAGCCCUGAGGACGUGGACUUGAAGGAAACCCGGUUGUGCGAUGAUGGACAUGUCAGCGUGGCGCAGAUGAGCCAGAAUGCUGUAGCUGAAGGCAAGAGCACUGGCAAGGGCAACCAAGACAAGCAUUUCAGCGGCGAACGUAGAAUGACCGAUGGACAUAUUGGUGAGGAGAAUCGAUUGACGAAACGUCAUCACAGUUCUGGGGAUAUUCCACUCCGGCUAAAGAGGGACAGUAAAAACGCCUUCUCCAUGACACUCAUCGUCCCAGGACCUCUGGAGAAAAGGGAGAACUUUCUGAUUGGUCGAGCUGCGGAGAGAGAGGAGUUCUUGCGCAUGACCAGGCUGACGGAAGUAGUCCCAGAACACAGCAACAUCGUUGGUGGUGAUGACGCGGAAUGGAAAGUUCGUCUGGAAGAGUUUACAUCCAAGAGAAUGGGGCUGGGCAUUAAGCAAUGCAAGUCAAAGCGAAUACGGACUUACUACAAGGCGCAGGACGAGCUUAUCACCGCCUACGAGGACAUGAGCGUUAAGGUCACAACUGAGGUCACGGAGACCAACGCUCUUAAGCGUCAGCAGCGAAUGGCAUCCCUCUUCUCCAAGAUCACCUUUGGCGUGAACUUUAUGCUGAUGGCCGCAAAGCUUGUGGCCAGUCUUUUGUCCGGCUCCAUGUCCAUGGUCUCGAGUUUAGUGGACAGCGUAGUGGACCUCUUGUCUGGGAUCAUCAUGUGGUGGGCGUCGCGAGCCGUGCGCAAGCGAGACCCAUACAGUUACCCGCAAGGUCGAACAAAGCUAGAACCUGUUUCGAUUAUCAUCUUGUCGGUGAUCAUGGCUGUGGCAUCAGUACAGCUCAUACGUGAAUCGGUGGAGCUGCUGGUGGGCCUGACCAGUGACAGCUCUGAUUUGCCCCGCAUGGAGAUUCCUACCUUCGUCAUAGCCGGCAGUACGAUAGGGAUCAAGUUAACAUUGUAUAUAGUUUGUCGACGAAUCAACAGUCCAAUCGUGCAAGCUCUGGCUGUGGACCAUCGUAAUGACGUCGUGUCCAACAGUGUGGCCAUUGUCUGCGGCUACCUGGGUUCCCAAGAGUUCCAGGAUAAAACUGGCUUGCAUGGGUUUAUCUACGCAGAUCCCGUCGGUGCUAUUCUAAUCGGCCUGUACAUUAUCUUUAACUGGUGGAAAACAGGAUCAGAGCAAAUCAAGGUGUUGACGGGCCACACGGCGCGGCCGGACUUCCUGUCCAAGCUGACGUGGGUGGCGAUGAACCACGACAAGAACAUUCGCCACAUCGACACCGUGCGUGCGUUCCACUUCGGCAGCAACUUCCUGGUGGAGCUGGACAUCGUGCUUCCGGAGGGCAUGAGUCUGCGCAUGGCCCAUGACAUCGGCGAGUCGCUGCAACAAAAGCUGGAGAACAUCCCAGAGGUGGAGCGCGCCUUCGUGCACCUGGACUACGAGUACACUCACAACCCCAACACUGAGCACAAGGUCGUCUGACCUCGGUUCUCUCGCACUGCGAGUUAGAGGGAGGGAUUACGUCAGCGAAUCCUGUUGACAGUCUUCUUGUUUUGGUUGACAGAAAAUCACCAAGUCACCGUCGGACAAAGAAACAAAAACAAAUAAAAAAUACUGUACGAUGUAAUGACGAUGUACAUAGUAGGGCUAGUGAGUGUGUAAUUCAGUCGCUGACAAGAGACUUUAAUAGGAACACUAUCGCUCACUCCUACCCUUUGGUGCCAGCCUCCGUCAGUGUUAAGUUUAAAGACAUGAUGGCUGUGAAAAACUGGUGUCUUGGUUUCAUCGACGUCCACCGGUUCAUUCGGCAAAGCCUUAGUUCUUUCUAGAACAUAUUCCCUUUAGCUGGUUUACGCCUGAAUGCGUAGGCUAGAGCAUAGCUUCUGACAGGGUGUUGAACAUUUCACAAAGAGAGAUUUCAAAAUGUAAUAACUUGUUUUAUUAGCAAUUGUUUCUGUUGGGCAUUUUGACGAUGACAUUUACAAAACAAUAAUAAUCUUAAGAUUAAAUCGGAACAUAUUUCGUAAAUGCUAUGCCACCUUUGCUUUCUGCUUGCAAAGGACGAUUGGUAUUGCUGGUUGUCGGAGGUCGCUUAAAAUCGUUUGGGAUGAAAAGGUUAAGUUAAACGACGAAUCGUAUAUAUAUAUAUGGCAAUUGUUUCACAGCGGUGUGCUUGUUGCAGGAGAAUAAGUGAUUUAUUGUCUUAAGAAUAUUCAAUUAUUAAGCAGCUGAAGUUUUGCAUUGUGAAAUUUGUUCUUUGACACAGUGUAAAUUAUGAAGAUCUGAGAGUUAUAUAAACAAAAAAGUUUAUGAAUUAUUAAGCUCUUUUGUGGCCAGUUCUACGUAGGAACGGUCAAGAACUGUAGCUCUGUCAUUGUCCAUGGACUAAUAAAAAAAGAGCAAAUUUUAAAGCUAUUAAAUGAUCAAGUGAUCACCGUUCAUCAGGUGUUUGCUCGCAUGUUAUUUUCCCUUUUGUACAUCACAAUGUUAAUUUUCCCUUGCAACAGAGUUUGUUUCAAUGAUGUGUUUUUAAGGAUAUUUUCAGUUAGAAUUCCCAUUUUGUAUUUCGUAAUAAGAAUAUAAUUUAAUAGCAGCACAAGAUUUUUUGUUUUAGAUGUUGCUGUCGCAUUUUGUUACACGCACUGUGAUUCAGACACAUGUACUUACGAAAAAUAAUAGAUACGGGAUUUGACUAGCGACCCGUGUAUUAGUUUGAGUUGUUUUCACAUGAUUGCGUGUUUAUGGCGGAUUUGAAAUUAAACAACGUGAUGUGCACACCAGACACUGCCUGCACUCCACCUCUCCUCGCCUCCCUGACACAUGUGGGUGUGUAAACUUUCAUGCACACUCUCUCAUGUGAUGUAGCUUUAAACAAAUCAUCAGGAAUAGGUAUCAAGCCCCCACCUCAGACUUACAAAGAAAUAAAUAUGUUUGCUUGUCCAGAUAUAGAGUCAACUUUCAAUAAUCUGAUAGUUCUGUAGACACACAUAAACAUACGCCUUUAAGGCUAGAUGUAUGUGGUUGAAUGUAUAUAUGAUUUUCUCGUUUUUGACAAUAGAUGUGAACCGUGAUAGUGAAUGUGUUCUGGAUACUUGCAGCUACAGUCUUCUCCCUUUAGAAAAUGGGAUUAUUUCCCUUCAAUGACUGCAGCUCAGUGAUUACGAUACAAGUGCAGGUUAGCAUCGGUUGUUGAGUCUGUCAUGCCCAGCGGCACACAGCUGCUAUGGCAUCAUUCCUCGGCUUAUUUUCUUCUGUUGUCCAGAUGUAGCAGUUGUGGUGUCAGUGUUGUGUACGAACUGUUGUAUUGAACAUGAACAAAGCAAGUCAAAGGAGAGAAUUUUAUCUUAAAAAGCACUUUUCAGUUAUGAUAAUAAAAAUAUUAUAACAAGCUG